AGUCAACAGGAUGAUGAAGUGUUGUAUGACAGGUUUGUUUUACACCAUUGCUGUUACUUGAGUGGUAUUUGUGUUUGUUAGUGAUUUUGCAUGGACAUAGAGUAGUGUCCUCAUGCCAUUGAUAGUAUUAGUUUCAUUAAAACUUGUUUAAACCACUGAAUAUUACAGGUGGCUAGAGAGUCCUGGUAAUACCAAGUUAACAUGGCCUCUUAAAAUUUAGGAUUGUCAUUCAGUUUUGUACUUUACACAAAAUGAGGUUGCUGCUUAUGCACCAAUGCUAUGCCAGAAAAGAAAUUAGAUUAAAUAAGUGCUUUCCCUUUGACUAAGCACCCUGCAUCUCAGCCUUUUGCUCCCAAGAUCUCACUACCUAUUCUCCUUACUGACCCUACCAUACCAUUGUUAUGAUUUUAGUUCCAAGAAUUUAGUGUUAGAUCAACUAAUAAUCCCCAAAUUAACAUUUCUUUAUCUUCAUAACUUGUCUGCAUAAUAUUAUAUAAUAAUUGUGUGGAGAAAUUCUGUCUUGGUCACUCCUAGAAAUUAAGGGUUAAGAAGCAUUCCAUGUCUUGUGCUUAAUUUAAUGUGCUUAGUAACAGAUUUACAAUAUCUGCAAUUGUUAUUAAACAUGCUGUUUUUAUAUUUAGAUGCCAUUAAAUGUUCAUAUAGCAAAAACUACUGCUCAUAUACAGAUGCAGUUAAUCUGAUUUGUUCUUUUCAUAGCGGUUAUUUUGGGUCUCAAGGAAGUGAUGCAUACCUCACUGGAGCUGGUGCAACAUGCAGGUAACUUAGACAUAUUUUACACAGUGUAGCCCAGAAGCAAGCUGAUCAUACAUAUUGCAAACUUACAUAGACUAGUUUGCAUGUAAGAAUUAUUGUGUAAUACUGUAUAAUCAAGGUGUGAAUGUGAGUGCCAAACAGAAAAGGUAGAAAAGGGUUUUUUAGUCAUUAGUAAGUACCUGAAACUAAUUUAUACCAUUCAAGUAGAGAAAAAUGGCUCGGUUUUUUUGUUUUGGUAAUUUACACUCUGAGUGUAAAUUACCAAUCAAAAUUCAGAAGAAGAAAGAAAUGGAAGUUCAAAAUUUUAUGCCAACAUUAAAUCUUGAAAACAGGACACAAACAACCAAAAAAUUGUGGGACAUGGAAAGAAUUAAGCACUUAUUUUUAAUGCGCUGAUGGCAUUGGUUUUAAUGUGAUGAAGAAAUUGUGAUAGAUUUUUGAAAACUGUAUAAAUUCAUUUUCUUUAGCUAGGUGGUCAGGUUAUGCAGAUUCCAUUUUUCAAAUAAGAAGGAAAAUUUUAAUAAUUCAGAGUAGAGGCAGUCCAUCUUUCCAUAUAAUAUCUUAAAGAUGGUAAAUCAUUUACAGCAAUCGUUAUGCAAUCUAAAGAAAUGUUAUGGAACAGUUGAUUACCUGAUUAUCUAUGACUUAAAAUGUUAUUCAUCAAAUGUUCAGUCUCACCCAUUAGGAGCAGAACCAUAUAUAAUGGAAUGUUAACUGAGUAUCUAGUGAAAUCAUAUAGAUGUAUGCGUGAUUUCAAAAUCAAAUGAGCAUGCAGUGUAAGUUUGAUUUGAAAUCACAAGUAUUAUUUUUUAGGGAAAAAAAAGUUUUUGGAAAAAAAGUUGCAAACCAUAUCUCACAUGUAACAAAAGGUCAACACCACAGCAUUUGCUGUUGAGUAUAUGCAUAAGAGUUGCAUUAGGCAAUAGCAGAGAGUGAUUCUAGCUUUAGGUUAGUCAGGGUUGUCAAAAAGAUUUGAAGUAGAAGGAGAAUGUAAGAAAGUAGGCCGCACUGAGGGCCAAAGACUCCCACGCUAGGCGGGGGGUCUGGGGGCCGCCGAGGCCCCCACCAGGGUACAGGGGCGGUGCCCCGUUCGAGGUCCAGGGGUGAAGCCCCCUGAAGCAAAACGCAUGUAGGGUUUUUCCACCAGCUGAAACUGCCUCUCCUUGAAGCAAUUUUUAUAUGUUUGCACUAUUCUAACUGGCAACAGUUAACAUUCCUUUUACCACUCUAACAAGAUUUAAUCAUUUUUAUUAGUGAGUUCAAAAAAACAAUUUAGUAGUCACUUCUCACAUGUGACACACAGCACAAAUUUUUUCGCGAAAGAAAAAAAAGUUUGGAGUACCAGUGCUUUCCUUCAAAGUGUACAGUAAGUGUAGAAUUAAAAGAGACUACUGGUUCCAAACAGGAUUCCAUCUUCUUUCGAUUAUUCCUAUGACUCAAAAAUACCGUUGCUAUCUUGCCAUCAGUACAACUUGACAUCUUUAUCGUAUUUUGACCGUGAGAAAUUAUUUGACGUGAUGUGCGGUUGCUUAUCCAAACAACGGUGAAUUGGAGAAUUGUAUGAAAGUGCAAAUGACUCAGAAAGGGCUAGAGCAAGAUUAUUUCCCAUUUAGUUUUUAAGUGAGAUACCAAAUUAGUAUCAAGCAUCAGCGAAUUCGAGAAAUUCGGAAAACAAACUAAUCCAAUUAGCACGCAGAAAACAACAGGCAAUCAUUUUGCGUCUAGUCGUGUCGGCGGGCAUCGAAUUACAUCUAGUGAAAAUCAGUGAGAAGCGUUCCGAAAUACAAAACACUACCGUACUUCCGACUCUUGUUUUGUUGCGUUUUUUUUUUCUUUAUCAUUACUCCACAAUAUGAGGCACUUCAUUCUUGGUUUCAGGAGAUUCAAAACCUUUCUUUUUUUCUUCUGUUUUUUUUUUUUUUUUUUUUAACCGACGAACUGUAGCCGGCGCAACUGAAAAAGUAGCCGGCGAUAUCGCCGGUCGCCGGCGCUUUUUGACAACCCUGGUUAGUUAUGUUAUGUUAGCUUUUUCAGCCCUUCGUUUUCCUUCAAUUUGAUUGGUUACUUUAAAAAAGCCUUGAAAUCUUAUUGGUAAUAUAUUUUUAGGGUUGCUUUCUCACUGGCUAGGAUAAAGAUGUAAUAAAGAUGUGCAAUUAGUGAAAAAAUGGCACUGCUGUGAGCUAAUCAGAUUUCAAGGAUCACCAGUCAUUUCAAAAUGGAUUUAUAUCAAACUUUUAUAUGUAUAUCAAAAAGAAAUUUGCUGGUGAAAGUUGUCGAGGGCUGUUUAAUCCCCGAAAAAAAUAAGCUUAAGGGUUGCUACUUAAAUCCAGACCUUUGUUUACCUUGAGUAAUUGUUUACUCUAUCCUUACUACAGGGAAAAUUCAUCCCAAGAAAAUGAUGUUGAACUUAUGGAAAUUAAUGAAAGUGAAGACACACAAGAGGGAAAUUCUUCCCCUCUAAGCACUGAGGCAACUGGCAGUAUCAGGUAAUUAAAAUUAUAUUGCUAGUAUAAUACUGAAAUAGGAUUCCUAGAAUGCAUAUUGGCAUUUUAAGAAAACUUUGCUUAUUUCGAACUUACUGCAUAUGGUAGAAACUUCACAUUUAUUGUUAUUGUUUGCAGUACUAGGUGUUCACAAACAUUUAUAUUCUUUAAAAAAAAUGUUUUGGGAAAAUUAGGGCAAGCAAAACCCAAUAAAAUGUAAUCAAACAUAAUUGUUUACACUAUCCUUACUACCAGGAAAAUUCAUCCCAACUUGUAAAAAAAGGUUUUGGGGAAAUUAGGGCAAGCAAAUCCUAAAGGCUCCCAGUCCAUUCAGUAAAACGUGGUUGAGUUAGAACUCAUUCUGUUAAAGACUUCAUUUGCAUGUAUUUCCCGCAAACCUGCAUCCUACCCACUGCAUCUGUAAAGUUUUCUGAAGCAUGUUGCUGUCAGCAAGAUGUUUGCAAAUACUGUUUUUCUGCACGUUAAGUGAAAUUUCAUGCAUGAACAUUUCCUGUUUGGGCCUCCAUGCAUGUAUUUUAGCUUUAUUGUGCAAAUUGAUUUCUUGACUGGAAAACGACUCUUAUAGAGGGAAAUGACCCUAAGAAAACAGAAUUCGGACUUCUAGGCAAUAAAGGCAAGAAAUACAAAAACGGGCGGUGAAUUUGCUUUUAUAUGGCAACCACUCUUUAAACACCAGCGAGAUAUUGGCGAGGAUCCUCAAGCAUUCUACAUUUUGCUCCUCAAUUUUGCUUGUCAGAUUUAUAUCCUAGUGAAACUUUAUAUAUAUUGAAUACAGGGAAUUCUGUGGGAAUCAUCUGUGUUGCACUAUAAAUAUUGGAACGAAUUAUGCAAGUCAGCAGAAAAAGAAGAAAAAAGAGAUGAAGAAAGAAGGCAAAGAAUCAGGAAAUGAAGAAAGUGACAUUCAACACGAGAAUAUUCUACGGAUGUGCAACGCUCUCCUAAAUUCUGGUGGGGGAGUGUUGGAAAUGAAAAUUUCCGACCCCCAGAAUAGUAGCACAAGUCAGAAGGAUCCUGUGGAUAGUUUCUGGCAAACCAUCGAGGAGCAAUUGAGAAGAAUGAUUCGUCCAUCAAGGUAUGACGAUGUUUUCGACCGAAGUGUACUGUCUGACAGAAUAUUGCUGUUCAUCAAUGCUCCUAAUCACUUCUGUACAAUGAAGUACAAUUUAUUUGUACCAGGAGAUGCGGGUGUUUAUGAAGCUACGUACGACGAUGUCGUCAAAAUUGUGAAGUUUGAAGGCUGCAAAAAGGAUUUAAAUUCCUAUAUACGAGUACCCUUGAAAGAACUUCCUAAGGUACCAGAUUAUUUUCUUGACCAGGGGAUAAUCAGCUUGAUCGAGGGCAAACAGGUUCAGUUUAAAAAAUUCACAUCUCUUUUGUUUUCACAACAUAAGCAGCGUUUUACCAUCGCCAGACAGUUGUCAGCUUUUGGUAACUGUGAUGGUGGAGUUCUUCUUAUCGGAGUAGGAGAUGACCGAAGAGUUUCAGGUGUAGACAUGGGAACCAACAGUAAAGAGUAUGUUGAAGAACGUGUCAUUUCCCUUUUCACUGAGAAUAUUUGCUGUAAUUUUGAGCUUAAAAGAGGCAUCCAUUGGGAUUUAACAUUCUCUGGUGUCUCUGGAUCUGAAUCCAAGUCUGUCAUAAUAAUUAAAAUGGCAGGAAUUCGCGACUCUGGUGGAAUUUUUGCAAAAUGCCCCGAAAGUUAUGAAUUGCGAUAUGAUAUAAAUGGCCAGCAGGUUCCUCAUCUCGCUGCAUUUGACAAGUGGAAGGAGAGAAUGAAGCCUGAUGAUGCAGAUUUGCCAAGGAAUACCAGAGGUGUGUACUUAUACAAAAACAUGCGCUUUUAGAAUAAAGAAUAUGAUUAUUUUAUUAAGGCAAUAAACCGCACAAUUUAUCAGUUUACCGGUGUAAUGCAAUUAAAAUAUUGGAAGUUCUCUCGAAAAAUUGGAAAUCGCCCUUCUGCGGUGCUUGAUUUGCAAACUUUCGUGGUGUCCUCUUAACAUCCCGCGCGGGAUAUCCCGUCGGUGUCCCGAUAGAAAGUGUGGUCUAUAAAUUUUAUAAAACAAACUUACAAUGGUUGAAUUUUCUUUGGAUUUAUCAUUGAAAUAAACGAUGAUCAUUUUCAUAAUACCUCCAAGUUCAGCCAGAGGUGUAUUUUGUUAUUCAGGUCAAAUCAUAAAACGAAUGAAUCGCUUUGGUUUAGGAGAAUUCUCAAUAUAUUUACUACAAGAACAUAAGUAGCCCAAGAUUGCACUGUUUUUGCUUUUCUUCACUCUAUAAUUGGUCCAGAAAUUUCGUGCUAUCCUUUCAACAAAUCAGAUACAAAUCUAAAACUAAAUGCGACUUGGUCAAUCGUGUUUUCCCGCCUUUCAGACAGGUUUCAUGUUUUUAUUCCGGCUUUCCUUGUCAUAUAUUCCUUUGCUCUGAAGGGCCGCCAUGGUUACUUCGGUUUUGAUUUUACAAUUGUCAGCCCAAAAGCACGAACCCUAGCUAUGACCACAGGUAAAUGUUUAAUUUCCUUCAUGUCAUCUCUUUUACUUUUUAGUGAUGAAAGAUAUGCUAAAAAGGUUCCGAAGGAUGCACAUAUCUAAUGGACAUCUUUUAACGGUGAAAGGUGAUGUUCAGAGGAUAAGGGAUGCGUUUUUUACAGGUAAGCUACAUUUCAGAAAUCAGUAAGAACUAUAAAAAGCUUAGAAAAAGAUCAGUGUUUUUCGUCCUGUCACGAGCGUGGGACAAUGAAAAAAACCUGAGUCCCCUUGAGGAAUCGAACCUCCGACCUUCAUAUUCCGCGCUCCGUUACUCUACCACUGAGCUGCAGAGAGUCGACGGUGAGCGAGGUCUAUUACGAAGUUCAUAUGACACGCGUCCGUUUUUUUUUCCUUUGUUCCACGCUCGAAAAACAAGACGAAAAACAUAUUUCUUUAUUUCUUUACUUCUUUACCGAGCUCAAAACUUACCAUCUCUCUUAUUUCUAUUCACAAACAUGGCACUAUGGACAUUGAUGAUCCAAGCAAUAGACAGUGUCAUAUGAACUUCGUAAUAGACCUCGCUCACCGUAGAGUCUCUGUGGCUCAGUGGUAGAGCAUCUGAGCGCGGAAUCCGAAGGUCUGAGGUUCUAUUCCUCAUGGGGACUCGGAUUUUUUUCUUUGUUCCAAGCUCGUGAUAGGACGAAAAAACAUACUUCUCUAUUUCUUUACGAGCUCAAAACGUACUAUCUCUCUUAUUCUAUAAAAAGCUUAUUGACAACUUUUUCGGUUUUUUGCUUAUUGACAACUUAUUCGUUUUAUCCGAUUUUCGACAUCUUCCUGGUUCGUAUUGGAUAGAAUUUGAUCAAUGUCAGUUUCUGAACUACUGCGCACCGACCCCUCCCCUAAUCUAACAUUAAUCCUUACUUGUUAUCAGUUGACUGUUGUUGGGGUAUGGUAAGGAAAACGAUAUUAGGUCGUAAUUAACUUUCGUCCGCACAUGCGCACAACAUAAAUCUCCGCCUUAUCUUUUCAAAAGCUAGAUUCUCUGGGACAAACAAACAUUUUCAUAGCAACUGGCUGGCGUCUGAAUACCUGGUUAAAAAAAAUAACGGGUGUGGUUGAGCAAGUUGUUUCACAGGACACAAGAAAAACAUUCCAUCCUUAAUAUAUUUUUUUUGCCUUGAUAUGAAAGAUAGUAUUUAAAUUAUGAAACUGACAAUCCCCUCCCUGCGAUCCAUGGAACCCACUGUGAGGUACUCUAUGUGCACGUUCUUAAGAGAUGUGUACAAUAUUUGUUGCUUCCAUAUCUCUCGGUUGACAUACUCCUGUGUGCAAUUGGCCACGGGCAAGAAGAAUUGCAAUACGUGGACUAGGGAAUAUUUUUAUCACGAGUUUUUUUCUCUUAUCUCAGUUUUUCGAUAUUUUAAUUGCAGUUGAUGAGAAGUUCUCAAUUUCACCAAGCGGUAUAGAGUCUACCUUUCCACUAGAGGCACAGCAAGCGAUACGCAACAUUCAGAAAGUUUGUUGCAGGGACCGUUAUCGGGGUUUUCUGGCUGUAUCACGUUCUUGGCUUCGCGAUACUGGAGGUACCGCAAUCGAUAGCGUCAUCUGUGACGUUCUUCUUAUCAGCCGAAACAUGGGUGGACUUCACCUGUACACUAUCUGCGAUGCGGCAGAUGAGAAGUCUAUGAAAUAUAGCAAAAAGGCUGCACAGUCCAUAAAGAAAAAACUUUCCGAAAAUGGCGCCAGGGGCCAAAAGUUUUAUGUGUCAUACCACGUGCUACCAUGUGGCGCGGGUGGAGUAGUGGGACUCCCAGUACCUGACGAUCGCUACCCGAAGUCUUAUGAUCUCCUUACUCCCCGAGAGAAACUUAAUGAAAUACUCAAAGCUAUGGUGAUAACUGUUGCUGCUGUGCCCUCUACUCUGUCCAGCAAGUUAGGAGUGACCAUUUUCAACCUCCUUAGCACGGAACAGUUUCGUUUGGUUCAUCAGCAGAUUGAAGUAAAUCGGGAAUUAUGGAUAAAGGGAGUCGCUGGAACAGGAAAGACCCUUGUUGCAGUGGAAUUCAUGCGAGAACUUAGACGCCGGGAGAAAUUACAAAGGGAUGAAAUCCUUUAUGUUUGUGAAAAUGAAGGCAUUGCAAGCCAAGUAAGGUAAGAAUUUCCAAUGGCAACAACUCCACUUAAGGACUAGUCUGCUUCGCAAAUGAUGCAAGCGGAAAACUGGUUAUCAACUCAAAAUAUUUUUGUUCCCCUCCCCGCUAAUUGUUCUUGUUGAUUCAUGCCGUUGAGACCAAACCCAAAUCUAGCAAAAAAUUGGGACUUCUUUUACCUGAUAUAAGCGAUAUCGGUGUAUUGAGUCAGCCGUUUGCUACUGUUAUCCAACUAAGAUUCGAAGUACGAAAAAAAGGUCUGAAACCAAAAACCAGCCUGGUGAUUAUCUUUUCUCAGUCUGGUGAAAGUUUGUGUAACGAAGUAAUGUAAUCAUAUUUUGUUUCACUCGUUAGGAAAACCCAUCUAUGCAAUGCCAUUUGCCGUGAAACGUUCAUCAACCAUGCCGAGUUUCCACAAACUAAGCAUGUGAUACUUGAUGAAGUUCACAACUUCCGGCAGCGUGAUACAAUUUCCUGGUAUGAGAAGGCGAGGAAUCUAGUGCGACAGCAUGACUCCAACAGACCAGGAUACUUGUGGUGUUUCAUUGACAUCUGCCAAAAGAGUCACUCUUUUCCGUCAGGUGUGUGUCCAAAUUUAAUAUUCAUCCUAGUUUCAGCUAUAUUUUACUUUUGUUAACUCAAAAUUGUACAUAUACAUGUAUUUUAUCCAGAUUUAUUUAGUUUAUUUAACCUUUAUCUUUUGAUAUAAGACCCCACAAGCUUCAUUCUUUAACCACCACUGUGUCCAAAAUAAAGGUAUUGUUUACUCACUCACUCACUCACUUACUCAUUCACUCACUAACCCACCCACUGGUUCACCCAUCCACCCACCCACCCACUCACUCACUCACUCACUCAUCCACCCUUCACCCACCCACUCACUCACUCAUCCACCUACCCACCCAACCACUCAUUCACCCACUCAAUCAUUCAUUUACCCACUUACUUACUCACUUUCUUUCUUCCUUACCAGGUAUUCCUGACGAAACCAGGCAAGAACCGCACGUUAGGUUACGAAAGGUCAUUCGUAACUCAGCGAAGAUAUUCAAGCAUGCAAAAAAAUAUCUUGUCGAUGAUGAUUCGAAAGACAAGGUUGAGAUAGGGCACGACUUCGAUGGAGACGAUGUUAGGACAAUAUAUUAUUCAAAGAGCGAAAAAACCGAACUGGAUGUUCUCUUUACUACGUUGCGCCAGUUUUUGGAAGAGGGGUACAAUGAGAGAGAUAUCGCUGUAUUGUUUUUGAAGAAUGAUAAAAUUCCUUCUGAGGACGAGCUUUCUGCGAAGUUAAAUGGUUUAUCUUGGAGGCCUGCAAAGGACAAUGAUUCUGAAAACAUUGUCAUCAGCACGGUUCUUAAGUACAGCGGUCUGGAAAGACCUGUCGUUGUACUCGUGAAUGUACACAGGCCUCUAUAUAAAUUUCACAAAUUUCCUUUCAUUUACGGUGCAGUGACACGUGCUAUGGUAAAACUCGUCAUUAUACGAUGCAAGGAAGGUUGAAUUUAUCUUCUAACUAAAAUAUUUAUGGAUGGAACUUGUGUUAAAAGUUGUAUCGUUGGUGUUUUCAAAAGUUUCAAAAGACAUUCAGAGGAACAUUGAGAUUGUGCAUGUAACUAUCUCCCCCGAUUGUCUGAUCAGCAUUUGUGCCAAGUCUAGAAGAAACAGUAGUGCAAGCACAGAAGAAAUCUAUGCUUGUACUUUUUAGAUAUCUCCCUCCAAAUAGGUUGUCAUUUUAUUGCUGUUAAUAAUUCAAUAGAGGGGCUCCGAAAUUUAAGUUUUUUAUAAAACAAUUUUUACGUGAACGAAAGACUAUAUGUUGACGGGGAUCUUGUUUACGAAUAGUAGGCAUCAAUAGAAGGU
Messenger RNA from Pocillopora meandrina, 9753 nucleotides. Lineage: Eukaryota; Metazoa; Cnidaria; Anthozoa; Scleractinia; Pocilloporidae. The record is from the annotation of a GenBank genome assembly.